GUGGGAGCUGAGCUGGGGCGCCCGCACGUUCGGCUGGUGGGGCGCGGCCACCCUCGAUGGCCGCCUCACCGCCGAGGGCUGGAUCAUCCCAGUUACGUGGGGCCUGGGGCAUCCCGUGCAGGCGGUGUGGUGGUGCACCUACAGGGGCGUCCCCGUGUCACUCGUGGCUGGCGGCCACGUCGUGUACGACGUAUACAUCACCGCGU
Molecule: messenger RNA, 206 nt
Organism: Prorocentrum cordatum
Lineage: Eukaryota; Dinophyceae; Prorocentrales; Prorocentraceae
Source: the annotation of a GenBank genome assembly